Theobroma cacao (cacao) is the source of this 1337-nucleotide messenger RNA. RefSeq names its product Calcium-binding EF-hand family protein (gene SOS3). Lineage: Eukaryota; Viridiplantae; Streptophyta; Magnoliopsida; Malvales; Malvaceae. Gene Ontology annotation, molecular function: kinase binding; calcium ion binding. Gene Ontology annotation, biological process: calcium-mediated signaling. The record is from RefSeq and is a predicted model, not a curated record.
AAUUGGCAGAAAUGAAAGCGAACGUUGAAAACUAAAGUCUAAUACUAAACAAAGACAGAGAGAAGCUCCAUCCAAUGCUCCAUGUUAAGGUUCUGAUACGAGAGAAGGGACACAUCAAGCAAACUUCAAACUAUCUAUAUAACCAAAAGUAGAAGCUAACGUCUUUCUUUCUAUAUGAUUCUGCUGUUCUAUAUAGCCAAACCAAAAGAUAAAAUAGAAGCGUAAGAUCAAACUCUCUCAGCCUCAAUUUCCAGCUCCGUCACUCAAACAGGUGAAGCUUCUGCAGCAAAUGAGUGCAUUGUCAAUAAUUUUUGUGAUUGAAUAACACUAGCUGUUGUCAUGGGCUGUGUAAGCUCAAAGAGAAGAAAACAAGAACCUGGCUACGAAGAGCCAACUGUUCUUGCUGCUGAAACUCCUUUUACGGUUAGUGAAGUAGAGGCCUUGCAUGAGCUUUUUAAGAAAUUAAGUAAUGCAAUAAUUGCUGACGGGCUUAUUCACAGGGAAGAAUUUCAGCUUGCCCUCUUCAGGAACAGAAAUAGGAGGAAUCUUUUUGCAGACAGGAUUUUUGAUUUAUUUGAUGUCAAACGUAAUGGGGUCAUUGAGUUUGGAGAGUUUGUUCGAUCAUUGGGUGUCUUUCACCCCAAUGCGCCUGUGGCUGACAAAAUUGCAUUUGCUUUCAGGCUUUAUGACCUAAGACAAACCGGCUUUAUUGAGCGUGAGGAGUUGAAGGAGAUGGUGUUGGCACUUUUGCAUGAAUCGGAUCUGGCUCUUUCAGAGGAUGUUGUUGAAACAAUUGUGGAUAAGACAUUUGGUGAAGCAGACACACAAGGCGAUGGAAAAAUUGAUCCAGAAGAAUGGAAGGAAUUUGUAUCAAAGCAUCCAUCUCUAAUAAAGAACAUGACGCUCCCAUAUUUAAAGGAUAUAACCCUAGCAUUCCCCAGCUUUGUGGUCAGGUCUGAGGUUGACGAGUCAGACGUUUAGGCUUAAUGCUGAAGCUAAAAGGGUAUCUUAAUCAUGCCUUAUCCUAUACUGUUGGAGAAGAUUCAGAAGAACAUCAGAUUUUGUGUUACCUCCUCAUGAAGAACAUUAUCUAGGAAGAAGAGUUUAGGACCCCUUGGGCGGCAGGCAAGAAGCAAGAUCGAGUUCACAAGCUGCAACCUUAUUCUGUCAUCAUCAGGUUGUUAAAUAUUCUUCCAAUAUGGCGGGUUCUGUACAGAGUUGUAGAUAUGUUCUGUCAAUGUACAUUGUUGUUAAGCAUCAGAGAUUUUGUGAUAAAAUAGUUUGAAGAGAUAUGUUUGCAACCCAAAAUCCUUGAAUCGAACUAAGAGUUUAAGACA